This is a messenger RNA of Biomphalaria glabrata, 3962 nucleotides long. RefSeq names its product O-phosphoseryl-tRNA(Sec) selenium transferase-like. Gene Ontology annotation, biological process: conversion of seryl-tRNAsec to selenocys-tRNAsec; selenocysteine incorporation. The coding region runs from base 294 to 1772 and encodes 492 amino acids. The record is from RefSeq and is a predicted model, not a curated record. The transcript is spliced from 9 exons. Gene Ontology annotation, molecular function: O-phosphoseryl-tRNA(Sec) selenium transferase activity; tRNA binding. Lineage: Eukaryota; Metazoa; Mollusca; Gastropoda; Planorbidae.
UUCACUAUUCAAUCUGCUUAUGUCAUAUUGUUAUAUAAAAGACAUAUUGGUAUUAUAUAUAUUACUAUUAUUAUUAUAUAUAUUACUAUAUAAUAUUGCUUUUAUAAGUAACUUCUGAGGAUUUAUACCUGAUAGUAUGGUGAUUUACCAAUGAGUGAGGCCAUAAAUUAAGAUUAAUUUUGAAUGAUGAAAAACUCCAUUUAUGCUUAAUGAGCUCAUUUGUCUAUGUCAUCUAAUAAAUAAACAUGUUAACAUUUUUUCAGAACCUACUAGCUAACAUCUGAUUAGACAUCAUGAAUCCACAAAAUCUGGAACUGUGUAGCAAACUGAUUUCACAUUCUUAUGUGAAGCAAGGGACACAAGCAAGAGUUUCACAUGAAAAUAAAAUAAAACAGUUAUUGCAACAUAGAAAAUUGCCAGAGGAGGGAUGGGAUGAUCAAACUAUAGAGCUUCUUCUUCAAGAGCUAUCUAUUAUGGACAGCAACAAUUUUCCUGGAAAUUGUGGUGUAGGAGAGAGAGAAGGAAGAAUAGCUUCAGCCAUUGUAGAAAAGAGACAUUAUAGACUUUGUCAUGGAAUAGGACGAUCGGGAGAUAUUACUGCAGUGCAACCAAAAGCUGCUGGUUCAAGUGUUCUUAUGAAGCUUACAAACAGUUUAGCCCUUGAUAUUAUUAAAUUUUCAGGUAUAAAUUUAGCCUCAAGUUGUUUUGUAGUUCCAAUGGCAACAGGAAUGACGUUAGUUUUGUGUAUGCUAACUAUGAAACUUAGAAGGCCCAAUGCUAAAUUUGUAUUGUGGCCAAGAAUUGAUCAAAAAUCUUGCUUCAAAUCAAUCGUUACUGCAGGUCUGCAGCCCAUUGUUAUUGAGAAUAUUCUUGAAGGAGAUGAACUUAGAACUGACUUAGAAGGAAUAAAACACAAAAUUGAAGAAUUAGGUGCUGAUAAUAUUGUUUGUAUCAUGACCACAACUAGUUGUUUUGCACCUCGAUCUCCUGACAGAAUAGAGCAGAUCAGUACUAUUUGUAAAGAAAAAGACAUACCUCAUUUGAUAAAUAAUGCUUAUGGUCUGCAGUCUUCAAAAUUGACUCACCUUAUCCAACAGUCAGCACGUGUUGGGAGAGUAGAUGCUUUUGUUCAAAGUUUAGAUAAAAAUUUUAUGGUUCCUGUUGGCGGAGCUAUUGUAGUAGGUUUCGACAAAAAUUUAAUUGAAGAAAUCGGCAAAUCUUAUCCAGGACGAGCAUCAAUAACUCCAUCUUUGGAUCUAUUCAUUACAUUAUUGAGUUUGGGUUCAAAGGGCUAUAAAAGUUUGCUUCAAGAACGAAAAGAAUUAUUUAUUUACCUUUCCAAUUCUCUCUCUAUCUGUGCUGAGAAAUAUGGAGAACGAAUACUUCAGACAAAGAAUAAUCCAAUUUCCUUAGGUAUUACUCUAACACUAGAAGAUGAUCUCAAGGGGGAAAAAGCCACAGAGAUUGGAUCUAUGUUGUUUACUAGAAACGUAUCUGGAACAAGAGUGGUGGCUCCAGGCAAAGAUGCUGAAGUUAGUGGUCAUCUCUUUAAAAACUUUGGUUCUCACAGCAAUAACUAUCCAUAUUCUUAUCUGACUGCUGCAGCAUCUAUAGGUAUAACCAAAGAAGAUGUGGAUGUAUUUGUCAACCGCUUAGAAAAAGUAUUCUUAAAAAUCAAAUCGAAAAAAAGCGAGAAUAUUCCUUUAAUUCAAAAAGAUGGUGAAAUUCUUCAACCUGAGCAUAAAGCGGAUCAUGUGGAUGCUGUCAGAUAAUUAACAAUGUUUUAGUAUUGUUAAAAUUUUGUAAAAAGCAGUAUCUUUCAAAGACUAGGUUAAUCAUUAAUUUUAUCAGUCCUUUGAAAAUGUAUUGACUGAUGCUACAUUUACAUGGCUUUCAGUAUUUUCAAUAGUAGGUCUAUAUCACCAUGUCCAGUAGUUUUGUUGCCUUCAUAAUGGUGGGUGAUAAUGUCAGAUGAAAAUAUUGUUUAAUUGCAAGUUUACUUUUUUAAAAAGAAUAAGUGAAACAUUUCAAUCAACAUUAAAAAGUAAAAAAAAAUGUAAAAAGCAUUAGAAAUGAGAACAAAAAAAAAGCAUCCCAAAUGAUAUUGAUAAAGGAGUUAUUUGAUACUGGUGUGAUCUGAUGGUUUACCAAAAAAAAAAAGUAACCACAAUAAUAGUUCUAAUUACUGUGUAUCAGUUGAGAUUCUAUCAAUUGUUAUUGAAAUUUUAUGUUAAUUGCUCUUGUGCCACAUGUAUAUGUCAACAUUCCAUUAACAAGUAUUGACAAUUUGAAUGUUUCUUUAAAUUGUUGUUUUUUUUUUAACUAAAAUGUUCAUAUUUUUUACUGCAAGAAAACACUCAUCUGAUAAAUUCAUAAAAUCAUGUAGUGGAACCCACUAAUAUUACAUUUGGGAGUUAUGAAGAAUUAAAAAUGUUAGUAUUACACUCAUGUUAUGCUCACUCAUUUUUCUUCAAGUGUUGAAAAAGUGUAGUUGGAACUCCAUAUUUCACUGCUACAGCUUUCUAGGGAUUUUUUUUUUUGUGUGUGUUGUUGUUGAGGUUCUGCAGCAAUGCUAUUUUCAUUUCAACUGUAAGAUUUGAAUUUUCAAAGAGCUUGAACAAAUUGACAAUGCCAUUCAGUUCAGAACUUAGAAAAUAGCAAUAUGGCAAGUGAAAGUGAUUUGAACACAGUGCACAUUUGUGCAUGACUGUGAGAGGAAAGGAUGAGAGGUUUCAGUUAUCCAGUCUUUCUCCCUCACUUAGUUACUAGUCACACCACCUAGACUGGACCUGACAGCUCCAAUACAUUGAAGUAAUAUUUCAGAAGUAAUAUUUCAUAUAGCCAUGUUCAGAAACAAAAAUUAAAUUUUAGAAAUCCAUUGAAAGCAGCAUUUUGAUAAAUUGACAAGGCAAAGAUGGAAAAAAAACUAACAAUGAAGAGGAUUCGAACAAAACUAAAGCUUCCACUUAUAGCCUUAAGAAGUUUGUUGAUUGUGCAUAGAAACAAGAUUUUUACCACCAAUAUGUCUGCUGUGCCCAAAUCACGUGACUAUGUCUACCAACCCAUUUAUUUCAUAGCAGUAUCACUAGUUUAUUCUUUCUUUCAAUUCAUCAGUAACAAACAUUGCUAAGACUAAUAGUCAUUCACAUUUGUAGAUAAUCUAAAUCUUUUUCAUAAAAAUUGUUUUAAAUAAACUACUGUUGUUGUUUUUUUUAACUUUAAAAAGUUUGUGCCAUGACAAUUAUUUAUCAAAGCUAGUGUAAUAUGUUUUUAACUGUUAUGAAUACAUAGACUUUGAAUUAGUGCUAUCAAGUUCUAACAGAAUGAUUCAGUUGCAGUUCAAUUAAAUCAUCCUGUGUAUAUGGUAUAUUUUAGAGCCAUAAAAAAUAAAUGCAUUAACCUAUUUUUAAAUCAAUACUAUGUAACACUAAUUUCUAAACUAGCAAAGACUUCUGAAAUUCUAUAGUGUUGGUAAACAGUAAAAUAUGAAAGCCAUUUAUAAGAUAACAUGUAAGCAAUUUAAUUUCUAAUGCAUAAUAGUAAUAAUUGUAAGCAAUUUUAAAAUUGGUGUUUUAUUAUUUAGAUGUGGUUGGUUUCUGAGGGAAUUCUCCUUUCAAAAUUUCUCCAGAUUUUGUGAUAGCAAAAUUGUAAUCACUCCUACUGUCUAAUAGCUUCUCUAUUUCAGCAUCUAAUUUGUCUGCUGUAAUACUGGUGAUGAACUCUGAUGACAUAGCCUGUAUAAAAAUAUAAAACAUAUGGAAGUAAAGAUACUGUACCACUUUCUUUUAAAUGUUUUUUUUUAAACUUAUGUGUAGAAUAAAAAAAAAAUUGUGUCAAACUUGAAAAUAUAAAACUUUACUAGAGUUCUUAUUUUUAAAAUAACAACAAAAUAAUUUAUUACCAAUUUCAAAGUAGUUUCAAACUACUGUCGAUUGAUAUAAAUAAAAAUGUUUGACUUACAA